AAGGUAUGACCCCCACUACUGACUGAUAACGAUUCAUUUUAUCACGUGUUAUCAUCUAUUGAUCGUUGACCGAUCAACAUCAUCACUUCCGUUACACAAAAUUAACAUUUCACUGGGAGUUGUGUCGUUUAUAGAGAUAGUGAAAUUUCAAGACAAUUCAAUCAUGUUUCAAAUGAAUCUCACCGCCAUCAUAGCGAUGGAACCUGUUGACAAACUGUACCUUGGUUUGGGACUGUUGACGUCAUUAGCGUCAUUGCUCGCGUGCGUGACGUUGUUCUUCGCUCUCUGUUGUAUUCCCGCCAUUAGAAACAGAUCGCGAUACAUCGUCUUAUACAUCGUCAUAUCAAAUGCAGGAGCCAGUAUCGGAACUGUGAUGUCCGUCGCUGUCAAAAUAGGAUACCGGGGAGUUUCUUGGGAAUCACAUCCGGUCUGCGAGGCGGCAGCCGCAUUUACGGUCAUGUUCCGAAUCAGCGGGCAUCUAUGGACCGUCGCACUGGCUCUCCAUCUUUGCUUUGAGGCCUGGAAGAAUUUAUCUAUAGCUUCAUCCAUGAUGUGGCAAGCUCACUGUAUCUGUUGGGGCUUUCCGCUGUCCAUUAUGUCCACUUUGGCGGGUCUUGAUGUACUUGGUUCUGACAGCGGAGGAAAUCCUGGCCACAUAAGGCCACCAUGGUGCUUCAUAGACAGUCAGAUACCAGACUACAGCUCGUUCGUCAUUUUGGCGGGAAUUGGAUGGCGCAUGGCGGCCAUUAUCUUCUGCUCCAUUGCAUACCUUCUGCUGCAAUAUAAAGCCCUAAAAAAGCCAAAACCACAACCAGAAACACCAGAGGAAGGAGAAGAGCACCACAACCCCCCAGAAAAUCCCAACAGACAACUGCGCCAUCUACUGGUCAUCUUUGUUCUGCUAAACAUUUGGGGCGCGUGGCAUUUCCUAAUCUCCUAUUACCGUACGGACAUGAACGUAAUGGUGGGGAUAGAGGUGGUGUGCGACAACUUGCAAGGCUUCGUCAACACUGGCUUUUUCUUCUUGUUCAUCAGCGAAGUGCGCAGUGUCAUGCGAAAUACCUGCUGCAAAUCGUUCCGUGAAUGUUGCUGCAAGCGUUUACGUGACGCCAACGUGUCACUCCCUGUGGAGAUGGACCAGCUGAGAGAAGAGGACGGGGACCACACCCACUUACUGGAGGCGGAGGAUGACCGCGUGCACUUCACCAAAGAAGCGGGUCAUCAGUAGGCAGGAAAAUACAAGGGAGAUAAGCCCUACUAAAGAUUGGUGUAUUUUUACGAGGUGUCUUGCUAUACGAGGCAUUGAUAAGAAGUGAAAUCUCUCUACUACAAUGCAUUGAAAAUGUGCAAUCUCUAGGACACUUUCUGUGCUUUAGGAAGUAUAUUUCAUUUGGUGACAAAGAUUUUUAGAAUUGUCAUGUUCCAGUAGAAUUCAUUGAUCAUUAUUUUAUACAUAUUUCAUUACCGUGGUUACAUUAAUAACAUGUGACAUACAUGUGCUUUUUACAAUUUAUUGCUCAUGAUUUUUGUCAUGCAAGUUGAAAAAUAAUAAAAAUUGAAUAAAACAU
This is a messenger RNA of Ostrea edulis (European flat oyster), 1568 nucleotides long. RefSeq names its product G-protein coupled receptor 157-like. Gene Ontology annotation, molecular function: G protein-coupled receptor activity. NCBI's taxonomy places the organism in Eukaryota, Metazoa, Mollusca, Bivalvia, Ostreida, Ostreidae. Gene Ontology annotation, biological process: cell surface receptor signaling pathway; adenylate cyclase-activating G protein-coupled receptor signaling pathway. Gene Ontology annotation, cellular component: plasma membrane. The record is from RefSeq and is a predicted model, not a curated record. Bases 164 to 1228 code for a protein of 354 amino acids. The transcript is spliced from 4 exons.